CAGGUUCUCUUUUCCUGCCGGUCAUGAGAAGAUCUGAGGUUCACAUGAAGCUUUCUUUUAAACAGCAACAACGUGUACUUGCUGUGGUGAUGUUAGAAUGCAACAUUUAAAUGUAAACUUGUAUGAACACGGCGAACACACGUUUUGAUUCCUGUGAUUUCCUUCCUUGCUAAGACUUUGAAGUGGACCUUCAUCAGCUGAUCGCUGUUUGCUGCUGUUGAAGCAGAUCAGAUUACAGUUUCAAAAUGAAGCGACUCAACCUGCUCGAUGCCAAACAUUUCUUCUGCCUCUCCAUCACCAUGUUGGCCCUGCUGCGCUCUGGCCGAGCCUUACCGCGGACGGACCCUCCGUUCCGUCCCGGCCACCCUUUCCUGUUCCUGUGGAACGCCCCGACCGAGCUCUGCGACACCCGCUUCGGCAUGCCGCUCGACCUCUCCCACUUCCACUUAGUCAGCAGCACGCUGAAGACGGCAACCAACCAAAGCAUCUCCAUAUUCUACACCGACCGCUUCGGCAUCUUCCCCUACGUGGACGAAGACACCGGCGAGAUGUACGACGAGGGUCUUCCGCAGCUGAUAGACCUGCAGGAGCACCACGAGCUCGCCGAGGACGAUAUCGAGUACUACAUCCCCGCCGACCAGCCGGGCCUCGCCGUGCUCGACUUUGAGGAGUGGAGGCCACAGUGGGUCAGAAACUGGGGCAGCAAAGAUAUCUACCGGCAGAUUUCCAUCGAAACGGUCCAGAAGAAAAACGCGUCGCUGUCCGAUGACGAGGCGGAGGACCGGGCAAAGGUCAUGUUCGAACGCGGAGCGAAGAGGUACUUCCUCCGAUCGCUGCGCAUCGGGAAGCGACUGAAGCCCAACAGGCUCUGGGGCUACUACCUGUACCCCGACUGCUACAACUACGACUACAACAAGGACAUGGCGGGCUUCACCGGGGAGUGUCCCGCCAUCGAGCAGGACAGGAACGACCAACUGCUGUGGCUCUGGAAAGAGUCCACGGCGCUCUUUCCAUCCAUCUACCUGGAGCUGGUGCUCAGAGACUCCCAGCAGGCCCGGCAGUUUGUACGGCAUCGCAUCCGGGAGGCCAUGAGGGUGUCGACGCUCCCCAACAGCUCCUACUCCGUCCCCGUCUACGCCUACAUCCGGCCCGUGUACAAGGACAGCACCGACGACUACAUGUCCGAGUUGGAUCUGGUGAACACCAUCGGAGAAGCCGCAGCUCUCGGCGCCGCCGGCGUCGUUUCCUGGGGAGACAUGAACGUCACGGACACGGAGGACUCCUGCCUCGAUGCUCGACGCCACCUGGAGCAGGUCAUGAACCCGUACAUCCUGAACGUCACCACGGCCACGCGGCUCUGCAGCGAGGCGCUGUGCCAGGGCCGAGGUCGCUGCGUGAGGAAGCGCUGGGACGACGACGUCUUCCUGCACCUGGACCCGCGGCGCUACCGCAUCGAGCGGCGCCGCCGCGUCGGCCCGUGGACCGCGAGCGGCGACCUCUCGCAGGAUGACGUCAGCAUGUUCGAUCGCAGCUUCGACUGCAUGUGUUACAGCGAGACGUCGUGUCGGUCGGUGCUGACGCUCAACGUCCUCCAUCAGGCCGUCAUCACCGCGAGGAACCCCGCCGACAGGCCCCGCCCCCUCCUGCUGGGGGUGACCCUGCUCAGUCUGCAGUAUAUAAGUUCAUAAGUUCAUAAAUUCAUAAGUUCAUAAGUUCAUAACACGGAGCUGAUGCUGCAGGACGUGCAGACUGUUGUUGUUUGGUUUUACCUGCCGUUACAUUUCACAUAUUUUUAUUUGAGUCCCAAAUCUCUCAUGUUCUUUUGGGAAAAUGCACGUGAGAACAAUGUGUAGCUAAAACAAGCUUUCACAUGAAUCAUUAUUAUUAUUAUUAUUAUUAUUAUUAUUAUUAUUAUUAUUAUUAUUAUUAUUAUUAUUAUUAAUAAUAUAAGUUCUUAACAUAAAGGUUUGGCUUCACUCACAUCGUCCUUAAACGUUACCUGACAGAACUAUUAUUAAAAUAUUCUGCCAAACUGAAUGGAUUAUGAGAAUGUUGUUGGAAAGAAUAACGCUUAUUGCCAGAUUGUUAAGAGUUUUGUAUUAUAUUUUAGAGUGUUUGAGACAUCCAAAGGUCUUUUUGCAUUUUUAUUUAAAAAGAAAACCACAUUCAAUGCUUUAAGAAUUGUUAAGAGUAAAAGUCCUGUAUUUAAAAUCUUACUAAGUCAAAGUAAUCUCAAUAAAUUAGAAAUACCAAAAGUAAAGUAAUAAUUCUGAAACAUUACACAUUUCAGAUUAAUUUAUGUUUGGAUUAUAAUUAUUAAGUUAUUAAUGUUCAUCACUUUAAUGUUGCAGCUAAAAUGAAUUACUUUAUAAACUGCCAGUCAGUUAAAUCAUAAUUUAUUAGUUUAUUUCUAUUUUGUCUUAAAAGUCUAAGUUUCUUAAAUGAAUGUAGUGAAGUAAAAAUGAUAUUUGCCUCUGAAAUGUAGAGAAAAGAAUUGUUCUUAAGUAGUGUACUGGAGUGUGUGAGACUUCAGUGUGGGCUGCAGUGCAGCGUGUUGUCCUGCAGGGGGAGCUCGAGCUCUGCCCCCCACCCUGAACUACAGAUGAACACACAGAAGACACUAAAGAUGCACUGCACAGAAUCAAACAUGUGGAACAUAUUGAAAUGAAUACAUGAUGACAGACAGGAGGCCCCUCGCUCGGCUGGCUCUUCUGUUUUCAUGACUUUACAGAAAAUAAAUG
This is a messenger RNA of Cottoperca gobio, 2741 nucleotides long. Its product is annotated as hyaluronidase-5-like. Gene Ontology annotation, molecular function: hyalurononglucosaminidase activity. Bases 246 to 1688 code for a protein of 480 amino acids. Gene Ontology annotation, cellular component: acrosomal vesicle. Gene Ontology annotation, biological process: hyaluronan catabolic process; carbohydrate metabolic process. The record is from RefSeq and is a predicted model, not a curated record. The transcript has 4 exons. Lineage: Eukaryota; Metazoa; Chordata; Actinopteri; Perciformes; Bovichtidae.